UCCGUUAUAUAUACACAUCGAUGGACUCGCUUGAACGUGGAGAACAGGCAGAAUUGAAAAAAAAUGAUUCGGAAGAGUACGCUUAAUCGCACGCUGAAGUUUAUGCUUACUUUGUGCGGUGUUUGGCCAGGCGUACCGUGCAUAGUACUCUGCAGAAUAUGUUGGAUCAUUACGGUGAUAUUUAUUUUAUUCUGUCACUAUCGUUACUUUCUCACGCAUAUACAUUCCGCCGAACUGAUGGACUUGAUGGACUGCAUGUCUAGUUUCUUCGCGUAUGCCAAAGUGAUUAUUAAAUUCUUAGUGUUUUGGAUCAAUCAGCGAAAAUUCGUCGAAAUCUUGGCGAUGAUAAGGGAAGAUUGGAAUGAUUGCGAUAAUGGCGAUGUCAUCAGUAUACGUGAAACAGAACGCAAGGCAAAAAUAUCAGAUCGUAUCACAAACGCGAUCGUCACACUUCAUACGACGACAAUUGUAGCGUAUUGCAUCGGUAUUAUUUUAGCCGAUGUCGAUGUCACUCAGGCGACAGAAAUACCUCUACUUAACAAAUUAGAAAUACCUUUCAAUAUAAGCACGCAGCGCAUGUACAGAUUUGUAUUAAUCAUAGAAUUUGUAUUUAUGCUUUUUUACGGUUGGGCGGCUGGUAUAACAAAUUCUUUAUUAUUGACUUUGAUUUUACAUACGGCUGGUCAAAUCGACAUUAUACGUUCCUGGCUAUUGCAGCUUGUACCCCGCAAAGAGGAGAACAAACGUAUACCAUAUCACAUUAUUACGAGUAAAAUUAUUCGAAAGCAUCAAAAAAUUAUCAGUUUUUCAGAGAAUAUCGAAAGUCUCUAUUCAUACAUUGCGUUGCUUCAAUUUAUCUCAAAUACAAUAAUGAUUUGCUCUCUAGCCUUCGUUAUCGUAACAGCAAUCGGUAGUCCCAAUGCGUUAGAACAAAUACUAAAGUCCCUCUUAUUUUACACCAUAACGAAUCUCGAGGCGUUUAUAUUCUGCUUCGCUGGAGAAUAUCUGAGCAGCAAGAGCAAGGAAAUUGGCGUUGCAGCAUACAAUUGUGCAUGGUACGAUCUGAAAUCUAAAGACAGUCGUAUUUUGUUAUUUAUCAUAUUAAGAUCGCAGAAACAGUUAACGCUUACAGUGGGAAAAAUGAUGAAUCUCUCCUUAGAAACCUUCACAAGCAUCAUGAACGCUUCGGGAUCGUAUCUGUCGGUAUUGUUGACGAUGCAAUAAAAAAUAAUGUUAG
Nylanderia fulva is the source of this 1237-nucleotide messenger RNA. RefSeq names its product odorant receptor 4-like. Lineage: Eukaryota; Metazoa; Arthropoda; Insecta; Hymenoptera; Formicidae. Gene Ontology annotation, molecular function: olfactory receptor activity; odorant binding. Gene Ontology annotation, biological process: detection of chemical stimulus involved in sensory perception of smell; sensory perception of smell. The record is from RefSeq and is a predicted model, not a curated record. Gene Ontology annotation, cellular component: plasma membrane.